Molecule: messenger RNA, 7660 nt
Organism: Vespa velutina
Lineage: Eukaryota; Metazoa; Arthropoda; Insecta; Hymenoptera; Vespidae
Exons: 7
Coding region: 708-5057 (1449 amino acids)
Source: RefSeq, a predicted model, not a curated record
GGCUUAGCGGGGAGCGCAGUGUGCGAUCGCCGUUCGAGCGGUUAAGAUUAUGUUUAGAGUUUGUUUCGCGAGACGUCUCGGUGUUACUCGCGCUUGAGUAUAAUUGAUAACGUUCGUUCCUUCUUUUUUUCUUCCCCCCUUUCUUUUUUCUUCUUUUCUCUUUCUAUUUCUCUAUAUCGAAUAACCUAUCUAGGAUAAAAAAAAAAAAAAAAACAAAAAAAAGAAGGGAUAUAAACGCGAAGGGUUGACGAGAUUAAUAUAAUUACCGGAUGAUAUGCUACCAAAUAGAAGAUAGUGGUGUGUUCAGGCAAUCCACCAAGAUGAUUAUCAUUUCGAUGACACUUUUAACUUAAAGUGUAAGACCGAAAUAAAAAUAACGAAAGAAAGAGAAAAAGAGAAAAAGAGAAGGAGAGGGGGAGAGAGAGAGAGAGAAAGAGAGAAAGAGAGAAAAUAAGACAAUAUAACAAAGAUCGAAGAAAAACGAAAGGAAAGGAGGCUUAGAAGACCGUCGUCACGGUCUUCCUAAGAAAUGGGCAAGAAGGGCUCCAAGCGGAAGACCCGAUGGAGAACCCUGAGCAUUGGUGAACGCAUCGAUCGAAAACCGAGAAGUAGAUGCGUUAUUAGAAACUUAUACGUCGUGUUGAGUGCGCGAGACGGAUUCUUCUCUACGUUGUGGAAAAGUUUAAAAAGGGCGGAGGGAAAAAGUCAUGCAGUGGCGCCGACAACGGAGGGUUACCCACGUGAUCGGCUCCUCCAAUCACGUUUUGCUUUUAGCGAGGUACCAAGAUGCUCCACCAGGAGAGGAGGACGAAGAAGAAGGCUUGCGAAACGGAUACGUAAAAGGUCAGCAAAAUGACACGAGCCCUCAUAACUUUGAUCGAAAUGGACAGGCUGAAUAUAAACCACGAAGAAGCGUUGUUGGAUUCAGUGGUAGCAGUAAUUAUGCGAGUGGAACAUCGAGAUCGAGGAGAGACGAAUCGACAGGUUCUCUUUCCCAACCUAAAAUUAUAUUCAAUGAGGACGAAUAUACGAGGAUUACGACACCUAGACAAGAUGUUCUCUUCAAGAAGGGUUAUUUAUCCCGUAAAAAACCAUGGGCUAGUAAUACUAGUACCAGUGCUACACCAUCAACCACUGAGAGUCAGUCAGCCUCGCAUUCAACCGCAGGUAGAGGUAUAGAUGGCAGCGAAACAACAGAGGAUCAACAAUUAUUGGAUAGGGAUAGCACAGUUGGAGAAUAUCCUCCAGCAAUUGAUCCGACAGCGCAAAUUAGUUAUGGAACAUUUUAUGAUCAUGCCAGUGGUUAUUAUUACGAAUAUCCGAUGAUGUUGGUUGGACCUGCACCAAUUCCUGCCCAAAUUGGACCUAGCGUCCUUGCGGCUCUCCCAUGUGGUUCGGUACCUUUAAGACCAAUAGAAUGGAUCAAUCCAGCUUUUGUACCAAAACUAUCUGGACAAUCUUAUUGCUUGAUGGACUCCAAUGAGAUUCAUUAUCAGAGUGGUCAAAGUACAGAAAGUCAUGCGGUAGUAACGGAAGAACAUAAUAAUGCUUCAGUACCAGUGGAAAAUUCUAAUGGUGUUUGGAAUGAAAAUGGUACAGGAAGUGCAAGUUGCAAUGGAAGCAUUGCUGAGGAAGUCGAAGAACAAAAAGUAGAAGGAACUAAUGUGAUAAAAGGAGAAAUCGUCAAAGAGGAUAAUCGAACGGAAGAGUUUUAUGGUGUAGUGGAUCAAUGUUCAAUGAUAGAAGAAAAUAAUGAUGGAAGUCGUGCUCCUUAUCUCGAGCCAAUUGUGAUGCAACAACCACCUAUACACCACGUGCCACAUGUGAUACCAGCCAUACCACAGCCAUAUAUGUAUCCUGGUCACUACAUGUUCGGUCCACCACUGGUCAACAUUAAUGGUGUAACCAUACAAGGAGGACCAAUGAUCAGAACCACCGAUAUUACAACAAUGAUGGGAACGUACACCAAAAGAAGGAAGAAGAAAAAGAGUAGAAAGCAAAGAAGACUCGCGUUGGUUAACGCGGAAGACGACGAUGAGGAAUACAGUUCCGAAGGAGAAAAUGGUUUAUCGUCUUCCCGGACAUCUUGGUCUACUACGUGUCCAGCUUUGGUUACAACAACAACAACAACAACAACAACGAUGACGACGACGACGACAACGACGGAGACCGAGACGGCAACUACGACGACCACGACAAUGGCGAAUCGACCUCUUAAUCCUGAGUGCGAAGAAUUUCAACUUCGUCCGGUUGUCGAACGUGCUGUUUCACUUGCGAUACCAUCAUUGCCAUCACCAUCACCACCACAACAACAACAACAACAACAACAACAACAACAACAACAACAACAACAACAACAACAGCAACAAGCGCAACAGCAGCAGCAUACUUCCGAAGAAACCGAUCAGUUACUUCGAACGAAUACAUUUACAGAAGGAAUACAUGAGAAUGGUAAUGAUACUUCUUGUGAAACGAAGUAUUAUAAUACUUCCUGUAAAGAUACAAAUAACAAAGAACAGGAAACGACGACAUUAAAUGAAAUAUACGAUUCGAAUAUGGAAUCAUUCAUGGAAGAUUUGUUGUCUUCGUCGUCGUCGUCAUCGUCGUCGUCGUCGUCGUCGUCGGUAUCGACGUCGUCGAACAAACAAGUUGACUCUUUGACUAAUCCAGAGAAUAGACUGACCGACUACCUCUCUGAUAACAAAACAGUCAACUCAACGAAAGAGGAGAUUACAGACUACGUAAUUAAUGACGCAAGGACUGAAAGUAAAGCGUCGCAAAGGACUGAUAUUAAAGAUGUUGCUAAUAAUUCGUUCAGUGCCAAUGAAAAAAUAUGCGAACGAUCUACUAGCGACGUUAAUAAAUUUUCAUCUAUAUUAUACGCGGAACCUGACAAGGAUAUAUUAAUAAAUGGACAAAGAGGUACGGAUGAAGAUAAUGACGAUUCGGAAAUGAUGAAAAUUUCAUCUUUAGAAAAUUAUACGUUACUUUCUGAAAAAGUAAUAUUGUCGCCGCCGUCAUCAUCGUCGUCCUCGUCCUCGUCGUCAUCAUCGUCAUCAUCAUCGUCAUCGUCAUCAUCAUCGUCAUCAUCAUCGUCAUCGUCGAGAUUGUCCAGUCAAUUGGAUCUCGAGGAAGAAAUGAUAAUAACUAGCAAUCUGAAUACUCGACAGAAGGAAGAAGAAGAAGAAGAAAAAACUUCUGAAUCGUUUGAUACAAAGGGAACAAAAACGAUAUUAUUUACGAAGAAGUACAAUUCGAAGGAUACAAAGUUUUUGAGAGAAACAACACCUGUUCUAAACUUAAAUGAGAGUAAUAAUGCAAUAGUCGAAUCCAAUGAAAAUGUAACAAAUGAAAUUGAGAAGGCACAAACGAAGAAACUUACAUUAACGAUCGAAUUGGAAUCCGUGUCUAUUGUUGAAAAAAAUGAUAAAAACGAAAUGGAAGAUCGAGUUUCGAAUGAGUCCGUAUUUGAGACUGCAAGAGACUAUGUCGAUAAUAAGACUGUUAGCAAGGACGUUGCUGAAGGUUCUAACGAUGAUUCUGGUUUUGAAACUCAAACGCAUCAGGCUGAAUAUCAUAUAACCGAAGCUGUAACCGAAUGGUUACGCAGAGCAAAUUCGCCAGAUGUAUUUAUAAAGACGUCAGUGAUUAUUUCGGACAGCGAUAGCGUGGAUGAGGAUGAUUUGGACGAAGAGCCGCCAAAAAACUUGAAAGGCAACCCCAUACCUGCACUAUCUUUUAAUAGCAACGCCGACGAUUAUGAUCAAUUGUCGUGCAUGGCUAGCUGCAGCGAAUUCGCAAAGAUUAAUAACAGCAUUGAGAACGAUAAGACAUGCAACAACGAUAUAUCAGCAAUUUCUAAAAGGAAAACAGCAAUGUAUGUUCGAGGUAUUAAGAAAAUGUCAGGAGAGAGAUUCGCUAGGCGUGUUGUAAAUAAAGACGAAAAUAUUUUCAACAAAGUUAUAUUUUCUUCCUCGGAUUCUUGUCAACAACAGGAAAAAGAAGAAGACCACAAACAAGAAGACGAAGAAGAAGAAGAAGAAGAAAAAUUCACUAACAAAUUGAGAAAUAGGAAUCUGCUGAAAAAAAAUGUUGUUGGGAUUUGCGAAUUUACUGAGAAGGAUAGCGUUACGGGUAUGAGGGUUGCUAAUAGCUCUCGGAUGAAUUUAAAAAGGAACAACACGAGGCGUGCGAGAAGAAAUGGAAAAAUUCAUAAAAGACCAGCUGAAUGUAUGAACGUUAAGAUACAACGUAUAGAUGUGAGUACUGAGGAUGAAGGAAUUGCAGAAGACACUAUGAACGUAAAAACUUUUGAGAAAGGAGAAAUAGUUGUCUCGAUAGAUGGCAAAUUGCUUCAGAUUUCACCGUUUGCACAGUUCGUACAUUAUGUAGAAAAUGUAUCUAAAAAUAUUAAUCAAACAGAUGAGAUAAAUUUGAAAAAGACAAUAGUUGGUACUAAUAAAAUAGAGAGAAAAGACAUGGAUAAGAAAAACAGUAAUAGUGACGACGAUGAAAUCGAAAGUACAGUGGCUUCAUUGGUUAGUAUAGAGGAACCUGAUGUAUUAGAAUGUUGGGAAGCAGAAACUAUUGAACCGAUAAUAACUCCAAAGAGAAUGUUGCAAAGUCAUGGUACAUCUUAUGAAGGAGAAGCCGCGGAAGAAGAUAAUUUUCAAACUGAACCAGCUAUUGUAGAACAUGUACAGAAGUAUUACAGAUUGGCACGUGGAAGUGCUACGAGUAUAGAAGAGGAACCAUACGAAAGCAAAAUAAAUGAGCUCGAUCUUAAGCCAUUUAAUAAAUCCAGAAUGGUGCCAAAUAGUUCUGUUGAAUUGAUCAAAGGUUACCAAGGAGAAGAAAUUCCAAUAAUAAUGCCAAAUGAAAAAGACACGAAUAUUGUGGAUGAACUUAAGAUACCUAUCGAAGAAGCUUUCGAAGUAUAUGAAAAUUGCUACAUGGAUAAAUCACCCAAUUCAAUUUUUCAACCAUAUAACAUAUUAAAUCGUCAAGAAAGUGAAAGACCUGUAUCAUGCAAAGCGGUUUAUUGUAGCAUUCAAUAAUAAUCUUAAAUAACUGGAGACACAGUUAUAACUUCGUUAUAAAUAUAAUGUCUUGAAAAAAAAAAAAAAACAAAGAAUAAUGAUAGCUCUAAGGCUGCACAUCUCGAUCAUACUUCUAUGACAUUACUUCUUCCACGAAUACUAUAUAUAUCAAUGUAUAUGUUUACAUCAUUGCCUCGAGAGUGGAAGAUCGAAAUUCAUUCAUUAUAUUAUAUAAUCUGUGCAUUAAUAUAUUUUUAUUAUACAACAAAAAUCAUGAUUCAAGAAAUGAUUCGAAUGAAAUGCGACAAACGGAGAUAAAACGUAUACAACUGUUCUUUCUUUUUAUUUUUAUUCUUUUUUUUUUUGUAAAUAAUUCUAUGCAUUAUUUUUUUUUUCAUCUCGUCAUAUUUCAUAAAUACUUCAGUCGAGUGUUAUGCAUUAUGAAAGAAAGAAAGAAAAAAAAAAAAGAAAAAGGAAAAAAAAAAAAUAUUAACGUUAACAGUUUUCAAUGAAUUAACGAUUACCACAAUGGUUAGAAACUACUUGCUGCACAUAUUUUUAUUUCUACGAUGACAAAUAUGCAGGUCGUGCAUUUUUUAAGAUCUUGCCAGGAAGCAAGAUUAAUUGAAUAAGGUCACAUCAUCUUUAUUUAAUGGAUGGAUAAUGAAGUAUGAUAAAGAAUAAAAAAUAAAAGAAAGAACGGAGAAAAAAGAAAAGAAAAGGAAAGUAAAAAAUAUGAAAGAAAAACAAAAAUAAUGGAGACAGGCAAGACGACACAUUGAUUAUUUUUCUUCUUCUUAUUAAAAGAAAAAAAAUAAAAAAAAGUACAUUGUAAGCACGAAACGAAUUAUAUUAUGUCUUAAAAUGACUAAAAGACAUAUUUUUUACAAACUCCGUUUAAUCCACGAAUUUUACAUGAAAAUUAAAUAAUCAACUUCGUGUACCACGUUAAAGGACCUUCGCUUAGGGAAUACCUUAAAUUUGUUAAUGGAAGAUACAAAAAAAAAAAAAGAACAUACAAUAGAAACUGUAGAUUAUAUUCGCAAAUUCAUUAUAUUAUCGCUUCAUUCAAUUUCCUAAGCUAGGGGCUUAUAUUAUUAUUAUUAUUAUUAUUAAAUGAAGAAAAAAAAAAGAAAAAAGAGAGAGAGAGAAUAGAGAGAAAAGCUCAGAAACAAUUAUUUCUUGUAUGCUUCGAGUAGCGACGUAUGGAUAUUGACAUGAUUAUGGCGUUAUGUUUGGCUAGGUAUAUAUAAUAAUCUAGAGGAAAGACAAAAAAGCAGUAGAUUACGUAGUUAUGUCCUAGCCAUUGAAGAAAAAAAAAAAAAAAAAAAAAAGAAAAAAACGAACAACAAAAAAUAAGUAAAAUAUAAAAUGUACAUAAGUUUUUUGCUCAGCAAUGAGCAUGUUAUACUGGUUUAAUCGAAAGAAAUAAAAAGCGAUGAAAGUUACGUUGAAAUAGAUACAUACAUACAGUUGAAACUAUAGAUGCACACUUUGCUUGUAUACGCAUAUGUGUACUUACACAUGCAAGAAGAUAAAAUAUAAAAGAAGCUGUUGUUAUGUCAUAAUUCAUAUAUUAGUUUCAUAUAGCUGGGGAAAAAAAAAAAAAGGGAAAAUACCUCAGGUUGGUAAAGAUAUAUAUCUCGAUUGAAAGAGAAAAAGAAAAAAAAUGAAAUAGAAAAAGGAAACGUAUGGUUCACUAAUAUCGCAUGUAUCUCAUAUCAUAAUAUACAAACAUACCUCAAAGAAAUGUAUAUAUUUAAAAGCGCUAUUCAUCCAAACAAACAAACAAACAAACAAACAAACAAACAAACAAACAAACAUGCAUACAUAUACACACAUACAUACACAAUAUUGACGUCAGGUAUAAUAAUAAUAAUUAUUAUUAAUAAUAAUAAUAUAAUUAAAUAUUAAUAUAAUAAAAUAAUAAUAAUCAUUAUGUCGGAGCAACAGCGAUAUAUAGAGAAGACAGUCGUUCCUGCAAUAUCCUAAUUUUUCCAAGGUACAUGAGAAGCAUCGAUUAUUUCCAGGAUAAUCCAUAAAAUUUAUAGUAAUUCAUUCACUUUAAAGUAUAUUAAUGAUAGGAGCGAAUAAUACCGCUAUAUUAAAUGCGCGUUGCAUUAAUUGUGUGCCUUAUUCUGUGGCGGCCAUUUUUGUAACCAGUUCAAAGCAAACUCCUUGAUGAUCAACAAUGAACAAUAUUGUCAAAGAGCUCUUAAGACUUAUUAUUACGCUCGAAGUCGCGAAUAAAAACAGAAAAUAAAUACUUGGCGACAAUGAUUUUAUCUCUGGGCAUGCAUGAUAUAUAACUGAUGAUGUAUAUUAAAAGAAAAAAAAAAAGGAAAAAAAAAAGAAAAAAAAAAUAGAAAAAAAAGUAAAAAAAAAAAAGUGAAAAACUCUCAUUUAUUCCUUUCGUGGUUACAACUAACGUGCAUACACAUUCGUACGAAUACGUGGCAGGCAUUAAUAUAUUAACGUCGUAUAAAAAAAAAAAAAAAACGUCACACGUUACUAUACAAUUAUAUUUUAGUUGAAUUUAAAUAAAAAUGUAAGGGAGUUAAGUGUACUUCAAAUUUUGUUGUGUUUUUGUUUAAAAAAUAUGAAUAAAAAGUUGCAAUUAA